This is a messenger RNA of Drosophila suzukii, 1352 nucleotides long. Its product is annotated as ankyrin repeat and MYND domain-containing protein 2. NCBI's taxonomy places the organism in Eukaryota, Metazoa, Arthropoda, Insecta, Diptera, Drosophilidae. The record is from RefSeq and is a predicted model, not a curated record. Gene Ontology annotation, molecular function: protein binding.
CGCUGUAAACUCGUGCACGCCGAAAACAGUGGAGUUUUUCUUGAUUACCACUUUCCGGAGAACUCUUGAAUAUAUCCCCUAAAAAAGCGACCUACAAUGACCGAGGAGUGCAAGAACUCGCAGCUGGACGACGUGCAACGACAGCUCCUAGAUCGCCUAGCCAAGAAUGACACCAGUGGCUUUAAGCAGCUGUUGGUCGGCGUGAAAAAUGUGAAUUUCGUCGACGACAGUGGGAUGUCGUGUUUGGCCCAUGCCAGCUUCAAGGGAAAUCGCGAGGCGGUUCAGGUGCUCCUGGAUAUGGGUGCCGACAUCAACCUCAACCAACACGGAGCUGACUAUACGCCUCUGCAUUUUGCUGCAUUAUCUGGUAAUGCACACGUGUGCCGGCAACUCUUGGAUGCGGGAAUCAAACCAGGCAGCAUCAAUAGCGUCAACAGGACCGCCUCCCAAAUGGCUGCCUUUGUGGGCAACCACGCCUGUGUGGAGACCAUUAACAACUAUGUGACGCAAUCCAGUUUGGAGUACUACACCCAAGUGCAUGGCCAGCAAACGGAGCCGCAAAUACCGCCAAGUUUACUCAAAUCCUUCCAUGCCUUUGUAACCGAAAUCAACCUGCAUCCCGUGAGGAUUGCCCUGAAUGUCCAGUCGUUGGGGCUACUUAGAAUCCUCUCCAACCUACGCAAAACAUUGUCACUGAUGUGUGAAAAGGAAAUGCAGAAAACCCAUGACCUCAAUGAACUGUUGGCCUUCAAGUUCCAUUAUCAGGGUUGGAUUUUGGCUGAAUUGAUACGCUGCGAGGAGCAGUUCAAGGCCCAGCACAAGGAGAAGAGCGGCGAAGAGGCCGGCGAUGCCAAUAAGAAUGACUUUAUUGAGAUGUUCGUGAAGCGGGUGCUCAAGGAGAACAAGCUGGGCCAACUGGACUAUGUGGAAUACACGCUGAGGGAGUGUGCCAGGGAGUUUCCCGUCCGGGAGUGCACCAUCUUUCGGCAAAUCGCCACGCAAUUUGGCGCCAAGGAUGCGCCACCAGCUCUUACGAUCCUGCGGAAUGCCAUCAAUGGAAUGAGGGGAUUUGUGGACGAGGGCAGCUACUGCAGCACCUGCGGAGCGGAGAAGCCAGACAAGAAGUGCUCCAAGUGCAAGGCGGUGCAGUAUUGCGAUCGGGAGUGCCAGCGGCUUCAUUGGUUCAUGCACAAGAAGAACUGUGCCCGACUCUUGGCCCAGUCCCAAACCCAGUCGCAUUCCCAAUCGAAGGGAAACAUUGAUACCGCCGAACUUCGGGAGGAAUUGGCCAAACUGACUGCGUAAUACAGUGCUCCUUUGUAACGCUAAUAAAUGUAACAUAAAACAAGGAA